ACACAUAAACAAACAGCUGUCAAACAACCCCAGCAGUUGACGUGUUCAACUGUCAAAACGUUAAAGAAUUUCCAAAAGAAAAAAAAUUAUCAGCCACAACACCAUGGACGGAUUUAUGAUGGACAUCAUCAAGGGUAUGUGUAUUAUGGACAACGAUGGCAAUCGCAUAUUGGCCAAAUACUAUGACAAAAACAUCUUAGCCACUGUCAAGGAACAGAAAGCCUUCGAAAAGAAUCUCUUCAAUAAGACCCACCGUUCUAAUACCGAAAUUAUUAUGUUAGAUGGUCUAACCUGUGUUUAUAAAUCAAAUGUGGAUUUGUUUUUCUAUGUCAUGGGAAAUGCCUAUGAGAACGAAUUGAUUCUGUUGUCGGUGUUGAAUUGUCUGUAUGACUCUAUCAGUUUGAUAUUGAAGAAAAAUGUGGAGAAACGUUUGGUUUUGGAUAAUUUGGAAAUAAUUAUGUUGGCUUUCGAUGAGAUCUGUGAUGGAGGCAUAAUUUUGGAUGCCGAUCCUUCGUCAGUUGUCAAAAGAGUCGAUUUGCGUAAUGACGACAUUCCCAUUGCCGAACAGACUGUGGCCCAGGUCCUACAAUCGGCUCGUGAACAGUUAAAAUGGUCUAUACUUAAAUGAAAAAAUUGUUACAUUUAUAAAAAAAAAAAACAAACAAGUAUUUCUUUUAAGUUUCUAAUUCAAUCCAUUUUUUAGUAAUAAUACAGUUGUUUUUUGUGUUUGUAAAACAAAAGACAACAGCAAUACAUUCGAUUUUUUAUAUAAAUAUAGAAAAGAAAAAAAGAAAAUAUUCAUGUAAUGUAAUAUUAUUAAAUAAAGUAAAUAUGUAUGUAAAGAUGAAAAUAAAACUAUUAUUUUAAAUAAACUAUAUUACGAACCAAAAACUGUGUGUCACAAUUUCAUAAAAAAAUUAAAUUCUUUAUUCUCUAAAGUCUCUUAAAAUACUUUAAAAAAGGUUAUAUUUAAUUUAAAUUAGCCAUUUAGGUUAUUUUAAACUUCUUUUUUGCUUUCUCAGCUAAUACAUUGUGUCUAUCUACUAAAGUUUUUUAUCUAUACAAACCCCCCAACUACGAUAAUGAUUCUUUUAAAUCACCCCAAUAUUUGUGCUAAUCCUUUAAUAAACUAUUUUUAAACUAAUUGUUUGACAAUUGAUAAUAUUUAGUCACAUGAAUAUUUACAUAAGUUUAAAUCUUAAUUUGGAUUAUAUUCCAAAUCCUCUGUUAUUAAACUAUAAAUAUUUUUUAUGGUGUCUUAACUAAACUAAUAAAUUUUUUAUGAAAA
Messenger RNA from Lucilia cuprina (Australian sheep blowfly), 1288 nucleotides. RefSeq names its product coatomer subunit zeta-1 (gene zetaCOP). Bases 104 to 628 code for a protein of 174 amino acids. Gene Ontology annotation, biological process: intra-Golgi vesicle-mediated transport; retrograde vesicle-mediated transport, Golgi to endoplasmic reticulum; intracellular protein transport. Lineage: Eukaryota; Metazoa; Arthropoda; Insecta; Diptera; Calliphoridae. Gene Ontology annotation, cellular component: COPI vesicle coat. The record is from RefSeq and is a predicted model, not a curated record. The transcript is spliced from 4 exons.